Molecule: messenger RNA, 255 nt
Organism: Lichtheimia ornata
Lineage: Eukaryota; Fungi; Mucoromycota; Mucoromycetes; Mucorales; Lichtheimiaceae
Exons: 2
Coding region: 1-255 (84 amino acids)
Source: RefSeq, a predicted model, not a curated record
AUGGAUAAAGCAUACGUCGUUCAGCAUGUUGGUGACUUAAACACACCACAAUCGUUGAACACAUUGUCUGAUUUCGAAGCCGCUCUCGAGUUAUUAUACCCGUUCAAGCAUCACCACCACACCACCAAAGAUUUAAAAGAAUUAUUGAACCUGCCUAUCAUCCCCGAUCCAUGCAACGCACGUUACAGCCCUAUGCAGCGCACAAAGAAAGUCCUUAUAUUAGAAUCUGAAUCAGAAGUAGACGACGAGGAAUAA